Messenger RNA from Manihot esculenta (cassava), 3159 nucleotides. RefSeq names its product ubiquitin carboxyl-terminal hydrolase 20. Bases 507 to 2984 code for a protein of 825 amino acids. Gene Ontology annotation, molecular function: cysteine-type deubiquitinase activity; cysteine-type endopeptidase activity. The transcript is spliced from 8 exons. Gene Ontology annotation, biological process: protein deubiquitination. The record is from RefSeq and is a predicted model, not a curated record. Gene Ontology annotation, cellular component: nucleus; cytosol. NCBI's taxonomy places the organism in Eukaryota, Viridiplantae, Streptophyta, Magnoliopsida, Malpighiales, Euphorbiaceae.
GCAGAAACUGCCAAAAAAGCAAAUGGCGGUUCAGUUUCCCUCCCUUUUCAAAAUUCCUCCAAUAAACAAACUCCUUUUUCGUUUUCCCUCUUCUUUUCCGAGCCCUAAAAUCUUCUAAAUUUCUUUCUUCGAAUUUUCAAAAAUCAAAUUCUGCCUUAUUUUGGAGCCUAACCAUCAGAAGUCAGCUUUACCAAUUCACACACUUUAGUUAUCGUAAUCUUCUUCCUCUUCGCAAAUUCAUCAUACUCAUACCCACCAUUUUCAUUGUUGAAUGCUUUACGGAUACUGACACAUUACCUUCAUCUUAGAUAAUCCCUUCUAAGCAGCAAUAUAUAUAGGGGUGUUCCUCAAUUUCUUCCAUAAUGGCUAUUUCAAGCUAAAAUGUUGGUGGGUCUCCGCUAUCUUCGCAUACUGAAACCCUAAAGUGUCAACCUCUGGUUGUUUCGCCGUCAAUUCCUUUCGGGUCUUCAUCGUCACUACCGUUUGAGACUGUAGAUACUGAAUCUAUGGACCGUUCAACAUCAAAUCCUAAUGGGUCUUCAUUAAUUUCAACCAUUAUAUCUGAUUCUGUCAAAACCCUAGAGGGGUCUUUACAAUCUGCACAUAGUGAAGUCCAAGCUGAUCGGUUUCACUUUUCUCGGUCAUCAAAUCCAAAUAAGUCUUCAGUAAUUUCAAUUACCCCUUGCAACCAGUUGUUGGUUCCUUCAAUGUCAGAUGGAUCACAUGGUCAUGUGCUACAUGACCAACCUUUUGUUUCUACACAUAUUGAAUCCUUAUUACCUUCACCAAAGGAAUCUCAAGUUGACCAGUGUUUGGUCCCAGUAACAGUCGAUCCACGCCCAAGAGUAACCCCGCAUGACGACGACAAUUAUGAUGACCAUAAGUCACCUACGCAAAUAGAGUCCGCGGGAGGCCCUUCAAGUUCAUUAGGCUCAAGGCAUCUUGAUGAUGAGCAUAAUGAAGAUGAUUAUAAUCAAGUCAAUUUUGAGAAAGACGGACUCUCUGAGCCCCCAUGUAGCAAUCGUGAUGAUUCUUGCAACUGUUAUGAAUCAUCCAAUGAAUCUCACGGACAUCGUUAUGGGGUGUGUGGUCAGAGUCGCGGGUUCCAGUUUCGUUCACGGUGGAAUGGUCCAUGGCAUCAUUCAAGAGACCGCCAGUGGUGUCGCAGAGAAAACAGAGACGAUAUGCCUCUGGAUUUCUCGCUUCCUAUGAAGGAAACUGUAGUUACUGGGGUGGGUGCUGGGCUUUCUAAUCUUGGGAACACAUGCUUUAUUAAUGCAAUCCUGCAAUGCUUUACACAUACUGUGUCAUUUGUUAAGGCUCUUCACUCUUGCAAUCAUUUAGUGCCUUGCCAGCGUGCUAUUGAUGGAUUCUGUGUUGUUUGUACUCUUCGUAAUCACAUUGAAGUUUCCUUAGCCUCUUCAGGAAAGAUUAUAUCACCUUCAGAAGUUGUUGAUAAUUUGAACUACAUUUCAUCUUGUUUUUAUAGGUACCAGCAGGAAGAUGCUCACGAAUUCCUUCAAUGCUUAUUAGAUAAAAUUGAAUGCUGUCUGAUUUCAGACCUAAAUAGUGAGACCUCAUCUUUUGAAAAUGAUAACAUAGUGAAGCACGUAUUUGGGGGUCGUCUUGUAAGCAAACUUCUAUGCUGCACUUGUGGCCACUCUUCUGAUAAAUAUGAACCCUUUCUCGACCUGAGUUUGGAGAUUGAGGAUGUUCAAACUCUUCAAGAUGCUCUAGAAUCCUUCACCAAGGUGGAGAAAAUUGAAGAUUCUGAUGCAAAGUUUAGAUGUGACAACUGCAAGAAGGAAGUUUCUAUGGAGAAGCAACUGAUGGUGGAUCAAGCUCCUUCAGUUGCUACUUUGCAUUUAAAGAGAUUCAAGACAGAUGGGUCCUCCAUUGAGAAGAUUGGCAAGCAUGUAGAGUUUCCAUUAGAUUUGGACUUGAAACUCUACAAUACCAUCAGUCAAGAAAGUAAUGACAGUCAGGCAAAUUUGAAGUAUCACCUUUAUGCAGUUGUGGUGCAUAAUGGAUUUCUACCCACUUCUGGUCAUUACUUUUGCUACAUACGGUCCUCUCCUGACACUUGGCAUAAGCUAGACGACUCAUUGGUAAUUAAGGUUGGUGAAGAGGUGGUGCUAUCUGAAGCUGCCUACAUUUUGCUUUAUGCCAGAGAGGGUACUGCCUGGUUUUCCAGUUUGAUAGAAUCACAAAAGAAUUGCUUGGACCAUAGCAUUUCAAAUACAUCGCCUAAAUCAGUUCUGGAUAGCAUGGAUACUGAAUGUACUGCAUAUACUAAUUUGGCAAAUAUUGAUCACUGCAAAGCCAGUGCCACUGUAGGUGAUGUUGAGGAGGCUUCAACCCACUUUCCUUGUGUAACAGUUCUUGAAGCAGAUCAGGUUAAUGAUAAAGGGAAUGCUGCUAAAGGACUUUCUCCUCACAUUAAUGAAGCAGGGAAUGGUACUGGGGCAAUUUCUGCUCAUAUUUCUUGUGGACCUACACAGAGGGGACUGAAAUCAUGCUGUGAUAAUAAGUCUAGGGUUGGUAUCCCAGUCGAUGAUGUUUCUGUUUCACUUGGGGCUAUGGGUUGUCCAGAUGGAACUUUGCUUCAUGACGAAAUGGGUGCUUUGGCUUGUAUUGAUGGAAAUAACUGUGCCCAGGCUGCUAACAGAAAUGAAAGAAAUGGUCUUCAUCCUCUGACACCGCCCAGAUCAAAAAGUCCAGCAGCAACACAUCAUAUCCGGCGAGAUCAUCUGAAAGGGGAGAAUUCAGUGAACAGUAAAAGAUCAACAAGGGCCGCUAAUGAUCAGAGAAUGGAAGCUGUGAGAUUAACUAGGAGUAUGCCAAGCGCAAGGAAAAUCAAACUUUUGGCUGCAAUGAAUCCUCAAAUUCACAAGAAAAGAAGAUUAUCAUCUUCUCCAUGUAAACAGGCCAGUCCUUCAGUUUCUCACUGUAAGCUCAAUCAUCGUUUAGCAGCUUUGCGUUGAAGAGGUAUAGUUAAGAUUAACUUAAGCAGUUAUUGGUCAGCACAGAAUGAACAGUUGAAUGCAAAGUUUUUUGGCUGUAACUUUGGAAUAUGUAAAGUUAAUUUUGAGUGUUCAUUUAGAUCAUUUGACUAAUUGUCUUUGGAAAAUUGAAUAAGGAGAGAUUGUCUUUCCAUUA